AUGCCUGUUGGUAUCCCUAUCACAGGGAUAUUGGUCGAUUGGUUCGAACCGUGGGUUGACGAAAUAUGCACUGGAUCUAUCUUCAACGCAGAUUUCGGCCUUACCAAUAACGAGAGAUUGGAAGGGUUCCAGUUCCUCGCGAAGAGCAUCCGUCAACUACUUAACCAACAUUCGGUUUGCUUGCCAAAUGUCAUUAUCACCGACUAUGAUAAGCAGAUGAAAGCCGCCUUAGCUUACGAGUUCGCCGACGUACAGCAACAGCUCUGCAUCCAUCAUAUCAACUCCAAUGUUAUGCUUAAGGCUAAGCAGAAGUGGGUAAAGGGAGUACGGCUAGAGGGUGUUACCGGCAAUAGCUCGGACCAUGAAGACGACAAUGAGCCCUCGAGAACACUAAGAACGGAAUUAAGCGACGAGGACCAGGCGUAUAUCCACACGCCCGCCAGCGAUUCAAUCCCCCAUACAUAUCACGGACUAUUUGCAAUGUAG
Messenger RNA from Colletotrichum aenigma, 486 nucleotides. Its product is annotated as PKS-NRPS hybrid synthetase. Bases 1 to 486 code for a protein of 161 amino acids. The transcript is spliced from 2 exons. Lineage: Eukaryota; Fungi; Ascomycota; Sordariomycetes; Glomerellales; Glomerellaceae. The record is from RefSeq and is a predicted model, not a curated record.